CAGGUCAGGAUGAGACGGCCAAGGCAAACGCAUCAAAUGUCGACAAGGAGCCAGCCUGGGACUACACUGGAAAGGACACAAAUCCCUAUGUCUGGGCAGAUAUGGGAUUCAAGCAGUGCGGUGGAGAGCAGCAGUCACCGAUAGACAUAUCCACCGCUGAAGCCCACGACUGGAUUGUGGAUCCCCUGCGUUUCGAAGGGUUUACAACGAAAUCGUCAUCCAUGAGAAUGAAGAACAACGGCUACACUGUGCGCGUCGAAAUGUCAUUCGCCAAUGGGGUGAAACAGCGAAUGUACGGCGGGACGCUGCCCGGCGUGUACGUGUUUAAACAGCUGCACUUCCACUGGGGUCCGAACAACACUGUAGGCGGGUCUGAGCACACCAUUGACGGCAAACGAGCUCCGUUGGAGAUGCACGUCGUGUACGUGAACGAGAAGUACGGGACGGUUUCUGAAGCGACCAAACAUCCUGGCGGCAUUGCCGUGCUGGGCGUUCUAUUCGAGAUCUUUCCAGUAUCCAGCCAUCCGCUCGUCAGCUUUAUGACCCGGUUCGGUAGACGCCUGCAGCGGUUCGAUCGCCCGGUGGUAACCGUCAAAAAACCACUGUCCAUCCAGUCGAUACUACCCAAGGCGUUAGGCAACUACUACACGUACACGGGGUCAUUGACCACGCCCGGCUGUCAAGAGGGAGUCAUUUGGAUCGUGUUCGAGGAACACUUCAAGAUUUCCAACCGUGAGCUCGAGUUCUUCCGAAACGUGGAAGGACAACGCGGCCUCCUGACAACCAACUUCCGUCCGGUUCAGAAGACUAACGGGCGUUUAGUUUCCCACGUGUCUUCGGCACAUGCGGGGGCGCAGAUCUAUGCAGAGUCUCCUAGCGGCUCCAACCAGUGCGAAGGCUGUUCAAGCUGAUGACACGCUUUGACAACAGAUCCGACUAAAGAUAGAGAUUUCCGGAAACUGGUUUCUCGUG
Messenger RNA from Pollicipes pollicipes, 972 nucleotides. RefSeq names its product carbonic anhydrase 6. The transcript is spliced from 7 exons. NCBI's taxonomy places the organism in Eukaryota, Metazoa, Arthropoda, Thecostraca, Pollicipedomorpha, Pollicipedidae. The record is from RefSeq and is a predicted model, not a curated record. The coding region runs from base 102 to 911 and encodes 269 amino acids. Gene Ontology annotation, molecular function: zinc ion binding; carbonate dehydratase activity.